CCCCCUUCCCGGUGGGAGAAGCGGAGACCGCAUUUUAAAAUGGCACGCUGAUUUAAAAAUAGUUCUGGCCCGUUCCCCGAUAGGAAAAGAAAAAAAACGCUCGACCAAAUCUCGUAUGUUCUCCCUGUACGUGUUCCUUCUGACUGUGUGUGUGUGUGCGCAUGUGGAAGAGACAGAGUUUAAUUAGUGUCUUUUUUUUAAACCACGUUGCUUGACAUUUCACAGUGAUGGUGGUGUGAAGCAAUUAAAUGGUACGUUUUUUUCCCUCCACCGGCCACGAUUUGGAGGGGCUUGGCGCGUGGUGCUUCUUUUUCCUUCCUCUCGUACAACCUUCAAGGACGGCACACUCACCCCUCAAGUGUGGUGUCGUUGGUAAGGGGCCCUUUUUUUUGCACACCACUGUGCGUCAAUUCACACAUCCCAUUAAACUAUCACGUUGGCUGUGCCGAGCAAUAGCUCGCGGUAAACUUCUUUCCCUGUUUUUCGCUUGUUUUAUCGUUGCUAAAGAAAGACAAAAAACAUGCAGCCACAGCACACCAGCAGGACGGAUUAGCACGCAAAUGGGGCGGCUGUCUUUGCCCGCUCGCCCCUUCUCACCUGGCCUCCUGGUUGAGACGAAAUGAUGCCCUGUUCCACCACAGGGACAGCAGUAUGUGCGACCAUUCCGAAACGUUUUGGCUGGUCGGAAACGUUUACCUGUUCUCUGGCGUGCUCGGUGGAAUAUUUUGCUCUCUCAUUCUCUCGGUCUCUUUGCUAUUUUGGAGCAAAUCGGAGCAUCUUCAAAAUCGCUCUCGCAUCGCAGAAAAACACGCGCGAUUCAUUCUGUAAUUCAAUGCAAUUCACUCACACACCCCUUACACCCGAAUGCCGCUGUCAGCCGGGACAGGGAGAUGCGUUGCAUGCACCGCAUGUAUGUUUACAUGCAACGACGACGACGACGACGACGCAGAAUAGAGCGGUUUCUCGCUCUCCGUGUGUGUGCUCUCCGGAACACGUUCUCGCGAACACGAAGGGAGAACACGACGUAAUAUAGGGUACCCAAUACGCACACACAGCAGCAUACGACGGGUAGGUCUAGGUAGACGCUGUUUCUGCCCUAUCCGCCUAUAGUUGCUAACUCACACGGCAGCAGCCACUAGGAUCAGCAGCAGCAGCAGCAGACGGACCGUCGUCGUCGUCAUCAUCGUCCUACAACAACCGUGGUGUGGUGUUGGUGCUGGUGGUGAUUUUGGGCUGAACUGCAUACACCCACAGCAAAACAGCAGGCCUAAACGUUUUACUAAGAAGCAGAAACCACUGGAACCAGUAUCGUUGCAACACAUAAAGCAAUCGGCCACACGAUCCGAGCUACGGAACUGGAUAUUCGAUUAUAGCAACCAUAGCAUUCAUCUGGUGUAUGUGUGUUUGUGUGUAGCACAUGCAGACAAAGCGUAACCAGUUGGACUGAGUUUUGACUGUACCAAAGAAAAACAACAUCAUCCAUUGCAACAGCAGCCAAAAGAACGCAUAUCCUGAACGGUAAAAUCAUCGUGCAAAAAGUAAUCGACGGGAAAGAGGGAAUCACGUGUCAUCAUCGCCUUACUCUUCCUUUUUUCGGAGUAUCACGGGAAGCUUCUGUACGCGGGAAGAAGCUCACCAGGCAACACUGCUAUCGGCCUAGUGAAUCGGCCACCGGACCAUCAAGUAAGUUUUCCUGCGGCCGGUCAGCGUGCGUGUCUCGACUUACAGAGGACGACGGUAAUUGCCCCGUGUAUUCGAUCGAUUGAAGUACCCGUCCCGGAAAAACACACACAAACAUACACACACACAGACACAGACACAGACACAGUGAUUACAGUUCGGUGGUGGUUGCGGUGGGACCAGUAACACACGGUAUUGGUGGUGGCUGUAGGCUGUGGUGUGCCGGGCACGCGAUAGUAUGACGCUUGCUGAGAUGUACUCUUUCUCGACCAGUAGUAAAUCCGGUGCGAACAGCGGCGGAAGUUCGCUAGUGUCGUCGACGACCUCAUCGUCCGGUGGAUCGUCGACCGUAUCGACGUCGUCGAUCGUCGGCGGGGAAGUGGCCGUUACCGCUGCGUCCGCGUCCGUUGGGGCUACGAUUCAAUCGAUGGUUGCGUCGGUGGUGGCGGACCCUCCGGAACUGGUCGCUGGUGCUGUGGAGCGUACGCCGGGCGCCGGUUGCCUGCCGGCCGUGUCGAGUGCGGCUGCCACGUCGACGGCGCUCACGAGCUCGGCCGCGGUUGCGAUCCUACAGCAAGCGCCGCCGGCCAGCGGUGCCGUGUUGUCGGCUUCUCCGCGCGCGGAUCAGCUCGUGCCGAAGUUGGGAGGACCGUCGCCGAACAACAGCAGCAGCAGCGUGUGCAGCAACGGUAGCAGCACCAGCAGCGGCAUGUUUCCCGAGGUGUUCAAGCUGGACGACAUGCUGGAGCUCGAGAACGUGGGCAAUGGUGCGCUGAGCGAGAAUGGCAGCACCGGCGGUGACUUUCAGCUCGACAACAGCUCCCUGUCGGAUUUGAUGGAGCAGGACUGCACGCUUUGCAAGAAUAAAUUCACUUCGCCCCGCGUGCUCUCCUGCCUGCACGUGUUCUGCGAAAGCUGCCUGGACAAGCUGCUGGCGGAGGGUGCCGGCGACAAGGGUCUCGAUGGCGGGAAUGGCGGCACGAUCGUUUGCACCAUCUGCAAACAGGCGACUCCCACCGGUCCGAAGGGUGCUGCCGGGCUGCAUCAGGAUUACAUUCUGAGCAACGUGCUCGAUCUGUCCACCAUCGAGCCGGCGCUGCUGGCGUGCACCUCGUGCAAGAGCAAGGAGAUGGCGAUCUCCCGCUGCAACGAUUGUGCCAACUUCCUGUGCGCCAGCUGCGAGUAUGCGCACCAGCACAUGCGCUGCUUCGAGGACCACAAGGUGGUGCAGCUGGCCGAUCUGCGCAAAUCGGCGGAGAAGGUGGCCAUUCACAAGCCGCUCUACUGUCCGGUGCACUCGAUGGAAAAUCUGAAGUACUACUGCUUCAACUGUCAGACGCCGGUGUGCAAUGAGUGUUUGAUCGGCGAUCAUAAAGGUAGCGAGCAUAACUACCAUAUCAUCAGCGACGCCGAGAAGCCGAUGCGCCAGGAGCUGGAGUGUUCGAUGCGCGAGGCAAAGUCGAAGAUCGAGUACUGCAAUCAGGCGACGAGCAAGCUGGAAUCGUCCCUGCACGACCUGCAGAGCCAGUACGAGACGGCGCGCGGCCUCAUCAACGAGUCGUACCAGAGCUGCAAAGCGGUGCUGGAGCAGUGCCGGGAGAAUGCGCUGAAAAAUCUGGAAAAGCUGCACUCCGAGCGCGAGCUGAAAAUCAUGGACCUGUACGACAACGUGGCGAAAUCGGUGGAGAAAAUCGAGGUCGCUGCGAAGUACGCCCGCAAGGUGGUGGAUCAAGCGAACGGGCCGGAAAUGCUGAGCAUGAAGAGCAUGAUAUGCGCCCAGCUGAACCAGGUCAUGGUCACCGCGCCGAAGGUGGAUGUCAGCUUCUCGAUCGAGUUCCAGAGCAACUACGAGAAGUUCGAGCAGCUCGUGCCGGAACUGUUCGGCAAGUUCCGCACCGAAUCGUCGCUGCCGGUCAGCGUGAACGAAACGACCCCCUCGCCCACGCUCCCGGGCGUGCCGAUCAUGGUGGCCGAUGCGCACCACCAGCCGGUGAACGGUGGCUGCGGGCUUAGCCAGGGUCCGCUGACCGCGUCGGUAACGGCAAGCAGUCCGAUCUCGCUGCCAACGUCGAUGCAAUCGUCCUUCGACGGCGACAUAUCGACGCUCGGCACCACGUACAUGCUGCCGAACGUGCUGACCCCGGAACCGGCGACCGGUGCGGCCAACAUUGCCGGCCCGCCCAAUGCGCUGAGUGCCGGCACACCGUCGCCGGGCGUGGUCGUCGGUACCGGUCCCGCCACCACCCUGCCCGGGCUGUCCAGCAUCGCCGAGUAUAAUCUUCACCGGCUGGCAAAUCUGGCCGGCGAGACGGCGUCGAACGAUCUGACCGAUUCGAUUGUGCCGGUGGUGAACAGCAACCCUGCCACCGGGCCGGCCGGUGGGGCCACGCCCAACUUUACGCUGGCCGACCUGAUCUCCGGCAACCAGCACGCGAUCCAGGCGCUCGCGAAGUACUCGAUGGGCGGCCAGGACAUGAGCAACGGUGCGAUGCUUUCGGCCCACCCGAGCCUGGACAGUGUACCGAUGAUGAGCGAUUUCCCCGGCGUGCUGCCGGGCUCGACAUCUCCUAUCCUGCCCGUUCCACCGAACAUGCCAAACAUAGAUGGACCAGGAAUGAAUGGGGCUGGUAGCGAUAUGGCCAUGAGCCGCUUCCAGCCAUCGAUGUGUGUGAAUGGGCGUACGAAGGCCACGCCGAUGCAGAUUCGGACCAAGUUCGGCUCGCUCGGGCAAACGAAGGGCCAGUUCAACUCGCCGCACGGUUUCUGUCUCGGUGUGGACGAGGAAAUCGUGGUGGCCGAUACGAACAAUCAUCGCAUCGAGAUAUUCGAAAAGAACGGAACAUUCAAGUUUUCGUUCGGCGUACCGGGCAAGGAGGAGGGUCAACUGUUUUACCCGCGCAAGGUGGCAGUGAUGCGCACCAGUGCCAAGUUUGUCGUGUGCGAUCGGGGCAACGAGCGCUCGCGGAUGCAAAUCUUUUCCAAGAACGGCCAUUUCAUCAAGAAGAUCGCCAUCAGAUACAUCGAUAUCGUUGCUGGGUUGGCCGUUACAAACAAGGGAUUAAUCGUAGCAGUGGACAGCGUCUCGCCGACCGUGUUCAUCAUUUGUGAGGAUGGCAAUCUCAUCCAUUGGUUUGAUUGCAGCGACUUUAUGCGCGAACCAUCCGACAUAGCUAUUAAUGGCACCGAUUUCUUCGUGUGUGAUUUCAAGGGACAUUGCGUGGCCGUAUUCUCCGAAGAAGGUACGUUCAAGUAUCGUAUCGGCAGUGAGAAGAUUACCUGCUUCCCGAAUGGUAUCGAUAUAUCCGAUGCUGGAGACGUGCUGAUUGGCGAUUCGCACGGCAAUCGCUUCCACGUCGCGUGCUAUUCGAAGGAUGGGCAACUGCAGUCUGAGUUCGAAUGUCCUUAUGUCAAGGUGUCACGAUGCUGCGGUCUUAAAAUUACCUCCGAGGGAUAUGUGGUAACUUUAGCGAAAAAUAAUCAUCAUGUCCUGGUACUGAACACGCUCUACAUUCAGUGAUCAAUAGCGGGGGCACGAAUACUGAAACCUAAUUACUGAGCCAUCCGGCACACAUUCUCUUCUAACAACGUUGAUCCUAGUGCACGUUAAAUCCCCCAUCCCUCGCUUCCCACGGGCCGUGAGUAUCAUAUUCAUCUAUCCUAUGGUUUAUUUAUGACAUUCACCAUUCCACGCCAUGCCUACCAACGCGUGUUUGAAUGCGUCCAUCAUCCAGUGAAGAAAUUCGGCGAUCGCUACACCAGCAGCAAUAAUGGGAUUCUUCACAGAAACAAAAGAAGAAAAAAAAAACACAAAAAACAAAACUCUGAUGGCCAUAGGAAAACGGUGGGGGAAUCGUUAUUAAUCGAGCUUUCGUGACAUGGGUUUUAUGUCAUGAUACUGCUUAGUCUGUACGUUUAUUAUUCGUUUGGCGACUGAUUCGCCAUUUGCAAUUAAUUAUCAACCUUCCCCGAGCUCUAAACCCUCCAAAUGCACACGGCAAGGCAUGUGAGAAGGCUUCAUUUUAUUUCAGAGAGACGGAUGAAUGAUAUUAUUUAAUUUUUGUAGAACAAAGAUUAUCAUUAUUAUAAUUGUUUGUAUUCUUCGUAAGUAACGUUCGCAAAUCUGUAAUCCCCGUUUGUUUAUGUUAAGCAAUAUUUAUUCUCUGAAGAUGACAACAAACAACAAUACAUGAUCUCUGUUUUUAAUGUGUUUGCAUAACCUUAGUGAGACAUUGGUAGCAAGGAGUAAAGGCAUACAGUUUUAGUAGUUUUAUUUUCGUCAAAACAAGAACGUACUGUGGGGUUUCCUAAGAUUGAAAAAGCGCCUGAACUAUAAUAUAUUUACAGUGGUGAAGCAUGUUUAGCAAGAGAGGAUUAUAUAACGCGUAGGUCGUAAAUAGUGCACCAUCGGCGAACCUUCAUACACAACGAGCGUGCAUUAUUCGUAGCAAACACAACAAUAUUUCGCAUUUAUUGCGCUGGAAAGUAUCUCUACAUCUAUUUACGACGGCAGUACAAAAGUAACACAACUUUUGAAAGAGAGUCCAAACAUUAAGUAGCAUUCACUGUAAAUAGUAUCGAAAUAUGGCACAGCGUUUGAUCUACAACAACACGCCAAGUACAGUCGCAAUGGCAAGAUAUGUUCUCAAACGCGAUCGAAUGAAAAAUGUUCUUGCGAAUGCGUCACCAAAAGGCAAGCUAAGACACGAAGCUUCCGAAUAGUUGGGGGUUGUAAAUGUGCAAGGUGUGUCUACCAUUUCACAAAAAAUAUGUAUUGGCCGUUGCAUUAUCGCAUCCUGCAUGGUCCUGCAAGGAGCCCAUUGGGGUGAACAACAUUAAAGAAACAUUAAAAGAGCGUAUUUUCUGUGUCGAAACCCGCACUUUCCUAAAUGGUAAAACUAGGGAAUGUGGGAAUGCGUUAUGAUCAAUACAUAUAUAUAUAUAUAUACAUAUACAUACAUAUAUUUUUUGAAUCGAGAAUUAGAAAUAUUACCCUAUGAAAAAAAGAGCUAGCCAACAAAAGAGUGAAAGAGUGAGAGAGGGAACGGAAAGUGUAACGCUAGCAUGUUUAUACACUUGAUCGAAAGUCCUAACAGCAAUACCAUUUUUUCCAUUAACCGGACGUUUUUGUAGGAAGGUUACGCGCACUGCUGCAUGCACUACAAAGUGGUUGACGUGGAGGUAAAAACAGUAGCAACUAAGAAGGAACGUAAAUGAUUUGUAACUGCACCGCGCUCCUCCUCUUACGAACAUUUGCUAUUUAGGUUUGUGGGGUUAUGUGUUGUUAGUAGGGGUUUGUUCACUACUUCCUAAAAUCAUGUUCCACGUUUUUUAUCCUAUUUUAAAUAUUCUUUUAUUAGCUUAUUGUUUAAGACACAGCGAGAGACUUUUAUCUUCGCUAAGGUAGUUUUAUAGUAUCACUUUUUAGUGGCACCCGUGUUUACGGGAUUUUUUUUACCUGUCGGGUUUUUAAUUGAUGCAGAAAGACAAUGCUUUGUGAUUUUUUUCGUAGUUCCGUAAUUUUUGAAAAUGUGACAUUGCGAUUUCUCGCACUGGAGCUUUUUUGAUCGUUGAAACAGUCCACCAGUAAACAAUGUAUUUUUCUUAUUGGAUAGAUUUUCUCCCACCAACAAACCGAAGCGAGACUAAAUUUGUUUGUAAAGCUUUAUAAUUUCUUAUCCUUUGAAUUUGAAAUGGUUAGCAGUAUUUAUUUAUAUUUUUUGUUUCCAAUCGUAAUUGUUUUUUUAAUAUGUAUAUCUGUGUUCGUUGAAAAUCGCAAAGCUCAAUAAUUUUAUGCUGUACCAUUAUUAAGAACAACAGUCGGUUCCUUUUUAAUCCUAAUCGGUUUUUCUUGGGAUACAAAUUAGUUUAAGUUAUUUUUAUAGGCUCAAUGGUUAAAACGUUUAUUUCUUUCUAAUUAAAGCUUCACCCGAAACAUUUGAAUUGGGCGUAAGAUGUAUUGGCUUACGUUAAUGCUAUGUGAUCAUCACGUGGGAUUUUACAACGUGCCGUAUAUAUCCGUAUGUAGAACGAACCGUGUAACUGGACCGACAAAAAUAUAUUGCUAGUCCCAAAGUUGACUCAACAAAAUUCAAUUUAUGCUAACAUACCUGUUUUGAGCCUAAUGCUUGUGCAGCAGAUAAAUGGGCCAAUUGAUUGAUUGUGCCGCGUUCGUUUGGUCUUUAAUUGUGCAAUGUUCUUUGUUUCAUUUUCUACAUGUUAUUCUUCUUCCUUUAUUUGGCGUAACGUCCUACGCGGACAUGUCGGCCUAUACAGGCUUUCGAAACUUAAUUCAUUACCCUGCAGCCGGAUAGUCAAUCCUUGCUACGGGGGGACGGUCCAUUCUAGGCUUGAACUCAUGACGGGCAUGUUAUUGAGUCGUUCGAGUUGACGAUUGUACCACGGGAGCGCCGCUACUUGUUAUAAUUGUAGAAAAAACAAUAGAAAAAUAAUUGUAGGGAAACAAUCGAGAUGGCACCGUAUUUUGUACUCUUUAUGACAGGCGGUUGGUCAUGCAAAAACUCUGGAAAGUAAAUUAUCCGAAGAUGUUUAUUUCUCUUCUUUCUUAUAAGUCGAUCAUGGACUUGGCUAGCUAUGACUUACUGGUUUACCGUGACGGGCUUGUUGUAAAGUCGUACGACGAUGCUAAAACACGCGGAAAUAUACGGCACGCAAUAUAAAAAUUCCCGGAAGAAGGUUUAAAGAAGUCAAAGUAGGCUAACGCUUAAUGAUUUGGGCACACAUUUCAUAAAUCACUAAAAGACAAAGAAUGUUUCUUAAAAAAGAAGAAGUUAUUUUAUGUUUCAUGUGAAUCUCGUUCAUUUUAAAGUGCAUUUUUGUUUAGAUAUAGAUGUGUUUGCUUUUGUGUUCUCACAAUAGAAUCUCGAAGAAGGUAUUUUUUGUGUUCAAUGCUGCAAAUGAAACGAGUAUCUCUUCUCCUCACACCGAACAUCCGAGCGAUAUUGGAAAGCAAUAUUUGAAUGCCAUAUUUUUUAUAGUUUAUCAAAUCAGGUUCAUCUACAAAUGCGGUUCGUGAAUUAUAAUAAUUGGAAGGGAAUCACUAUAGCAAAUUAUGGGGCAUGAUUUAUUAAUAUUGUUUAACCCUUGUGCAGUUGAAGCAGCGGAGGGGUCUCAAUAAUUUUAUAUGCGUAGUUUAUGGAGUGUGGCGAGUUACUGGUUCUGAGCUCUUUUUAUGUUAAUCCACUAGACAUAUUUGAUAUUUAUCGCGUCAUUCAUUUGUGUGCAUUUGCAGUGUUUUUGGAUGAAUGAUAUUUUUUACGCUUGGUUAAAAUUUAUACAUCCUUCAAAAGACAAACGUUUGUGGCUACGGUGUGCGUACUUGUGAGUAGAGGAAUUUGAUUGUCGUCAUAAAUUAUAGCUAGCCAAAAAAGAAUGCUUCCGUUACAAAUCUAGAACAGCAUUUUUCACUUUGAAGAAACAAUACAAAAAUAUACAAAAAAAACUAUAUAUAUAUACCUAGAUUGCAAGCGUUUAACAGAAGGAAUGUUAUAUGAAAUGGAAAAAAAAUACCGUUUCACAAGGUAGAGAGAAAUCUAAUCCAAAGCAAAAUAUUUUAUAAUUGAAACAAAAUAUUUUUUGCCUUAAAUUUUACAUUUAUACAUCUAUGAAUAGUAAUAUUGCAACGAUUUUAGAGUGCGCAAAACGAGGCGAAUGAGGAAAACAGCCCCUUCUUAUCAAUUAGAAGGGUAUGCUGUACGUAGAAUGCAAUCGGAAAAUAUACAACCAGUACCGUACUAUACUAUCAAAUGGCAGUAAGAUAUUUUAUUUAGUUUCGCUAAAAUCAACAGAUACAUGCGCGUGUCCGCAUGUAUCGUUUGCAGAGCUGUAAUGUUUGGCGUACCUUUAAACACAAAAAAGAGAUGAAAAAAAACAAGAUAUGUGAGAUUUUUUUAAACGUCUACCACAUCAAGUCCAAAUUAGUAAAGCAAAAACGAAGGAAGGUAUAGGAUGGCAGGAAAGAAAUAAAACCAAUAUGAUAAUAGACGAAUAAAUUCAUAAUCAAGUACAGUUAUCUCAACGUUCGCAUCCCACGGAUACUAGAACUAAAACAUUAAAAGUUCCUUCUCAAAUCAAUAAAUCAAUCGGGCUGCGUAAUCGUUCACUGGUGGUAGAUACUGUAACAUCUCGAAGUAAACUUACAUCUGUUGGAAAGAGCUAUGGUGCCCCGGGCUGGAUUGAAUUUUUCGUGUAGAUUCAUUUUAGUUAACACAGUCACAAUACCAUCUUGCACUGCUGUCCGAAUGAUACUUCCUUCGGCACUUUUAUGACCCGCCAAACGAUUCUACACACCAAGCCGAACACACUCUGCAGUACGAAAGCAGUUCCUUAGCAAUUUUUGCCAGCAUAUUUAUAGUUUUAGUGUAGGUUUUACGGCACAAAUAAAAGCUGAAAUUUGAUACGCUUUUACUUUUUAGUUACGCUUAGCCUUGUUUGUUUUAUUUAAUUAGACUAGAAAUUGCACGAUUGACUUCCUUGUUAGGUUUGUGACUAGAUGAUAAAAUUUGUUUACAGUUUUUGUAACACAAUGUUUUUUUUGUGUGUUUUCUUAUAUGGUUAGGGAAGAAUUUUGUUUUGACUUAAUUUAAUGACAGUAGCAAAGAAAAAGUCAAUCAUUUAUUUGCAAUAUAGAUACAUUGUCUAAUCAGGAAAUGUAUAAUGAGAAAUCAUAAUUACAACACACCCCUUUUGCAAAAGAUCUAUUUGCGAUGAGAGCUUGUCAAAAGUUAUUUAAAAAGUAACGAAACUCCGAAAGCAAUGUUAUACACUACGAAGAGCGACACCUAAUUCCUAAGCACCUUCGUUUCUGGUUCUGCAUAAUUAUCCUAACAAAAGAAAAGAAGUACUAUGAAGCAAAAGUACUAAACAUUAUUUUUUCUUUCUUGCAUAAUUCCAUACCGUCUGAACAGUUUCAUACAUAGAAUGGAACACAGGUGUAUAAAACAGGCAUGAACACAUAUCAACGCUACAAAAUCCAUUGUAUAAAGUCAAUUUUAGAAGAAAAACAAUCCGCAACAAAAGAAUCGCCUAAUUAUGGGCAGUUGAUUGGAGUUACUUACCUCUUUCAGUCUAAACUAAAUAUGUAUUUUUUCCGUUUGGUCAUUGAACUUGCUCAGAAUGGCUCACGGGGGUAGAAUUGUAGGUUGAUAAAAGAACAACAACAGCACAUAAUGGAAUAUUUUUGAAUCUGCCAGUUGGCGGAAAGAUCCGAUUAGUAACAUCCUCCUGAAGUAUGUAUGCAACAGUGCAGUGUUUUAAGCAGAAUAACAAAUAGAGACUAACUUAACCUGUUAGAAAAUAUAAAUAAUCAUGCAACAUAGUGCCAUCUGUAGGGGGGAAAACGAACUAUUUUAAUGUGUUAAAAUUCCUUUUGGAAUGAUUACUUUCGUUUACUGCAUAGCCGUUUUGCGUUUCACGAUGAAAAGCGUUCUAUGAACAAAAAAGAAUAUUACAAUGAAAUUAGCGUAUAGAGUCGUACAUAAUAUACUUUGAGAUAUAAAACAUGAGGUAACAAAACUCUUUGCACACAAAACAGGAAACGUCCGUAAAAGUAGCGAGACGAACGACAAUGGUCGAAAAACAUUAGGUUUUAUUAUUGUUCCAUCACGUAAUAUUUUUGUUGUGAGGAAGAAAAAAGAAAAAGAAGGGGGCGAACAAAGCAAGGAAAACCUAUCGAUGGUUCUAGAAAUGUUUCUUGUUUGAACCAAUUUUGUCGCAAGUAGAUAUUAAGCUUUUUUACGUAUUUACAUUACACAUAUAUAUAUAUAGGGUAUAUAUAAUAUGCAAGGGUGAUGCAAAAUCAAGAAUAAAGGUAAUCGGCGAAUAUACCACAUUUUAUUUUUGUACACUAAAAGAAAUCGAGCAAACCUAUAACCUACACCGCGAAUUUGAUUGUGCACACCCUUUUUAACGAAGCAGAGAAGCCUUUUAAAAUCACACAUUUUGUAUCUAUAUUUAAUGAACAUUUUAGGUCAAACUGUUCAGGACAUACUUUCCUCCCAUGUUCGCAUAAUACAAGACGUUGGCUGAUGUCAGCAAAUGAUCUUAAACCGAACACAUACAUACAUGUGUAUAUGAAAUUAUAGUUAUACACGGGGCAUUUUGUUGAAAAAAAAAAAGAAACAACUGGACAAUAGCGUUUCGUCAAAAGGGUCGCGCAUGAGUUCUACAGCGCAUCUUACGAGUUCCAAAACCAGCUCCUUUGACUCCUUUGAGUCGAAAAUGUAUUUGUUUGUUACAAGUAAAAAAAAAGAGUCAAGAUUAUAGUUGGUUGGGUUUUAGUGAGAAUAAAUUAAAACAACAGAAAGUAAUGCACUGCACAACUGCCAGCAAAAUGUAGGACGAUUUUAAUUGGCAAGAUGAAUUCUGAAUAGUAGUACUCCAACAUGUUGUUUCCUUCCUACCUGCGCGCACUGUCUAUCAUACUCACCAACUUUUACCAACAAUUCUUGUAACACUAAUAUCCAAUGACUUGUAAUUCUUCGAUUAGUCCACGUAUAUCGAAUGCAAAUUGUAUGCAAGUAAUACCAGCAGUACAUGCUCUGCACGCGCGCGACAAAAAAUUUUAACAAUGGUCCGGCACCGUGUUUCAAUAAUUUUUCUCAUAUUCCUUAUACAAUUCAAAAGGAACGUAUAGUUCGGAACUGAAUGCAAUCUUUUUAGACAUAACGAGAAACCUUUACACUAUGAAUUCACACACACCUUUUCAAGCAAAAUAAUAGCAAAAAAAAAAGAAGAUGGUUGAAGUAUGUCGAAAUAAAUCUUAAAUCCAGGGAGUCCUACUACUACUAUACAUGUAUAUGAAUGAAAAUACACAUACAAUUUGUAAAGUACAGUUCUAGCUUUAACAUUAAAUCCAACAGCGAGUCUGCAGAAUUUUCUAUUUUUGUAGUUCGAUAUUAUUGUGUGUAUGCAUUAAAGAAUAUAUACAUACAUACACUUGCGUUACAUAUAAAUAUAUACUCCUUAUCGAAAAGUAAUCGUCCUGAUUGGAGGAGACAGGCCAUCAGUAGCCUGGCAAGCGGCAAAAGAAUCAACCUGAUAAGAAUGGGAAACCGAAAACAAGCGUACGGAUCUAAAUGCAAAAAAAACCCAAUGUUCACAAUAAUAUUUGAGAUCAAUUUGAUAAUAAUAUAAAUCACAAUGCAAUUAUAAAAUGCUCACGAUUAUACAAUUUUAACUGACAUUGAAUGGGUACGAUUCGAUCACAUUGGGCGCGGGUGGGACAGAGGGGGAAGGAAAGAGGAGAACAGAGCCUCUCGUACAUUAUCUUAAGCGCGCGUGUAUUUGAUGGAACGAAUCGUGCUACCUUUCUUCUUCGAGUGAAAAGUACCGUAUCAGAGCUAUCGGAUUUAGAAACAAUGCAAUCACACAUGUUGUGUAACAUCUUACUAACGAUCUUCUUCACAUCUUCUACAUGCAUUAAAACCUCCUCCCCCCUUCCCUCACCACAUCCUGUUCUAAAUGAAAAAAAAACCCGCAAAAUCUGCACUCAGUACAGUGGAAGCAUGUACAAAAUCUAAAAUAACAUAGAACUUACUCUACUUACUAAGCACACGUAUGAAAUAUUUAUAUGAAACAAGAAUAGUAGACAAAUAUUUAAAUCAAUUCUAAUGAUGUAUUCUUCAGAUUCUCAUUCUGCGUUUCUCCAAAAUACAAUAAUAUAUAUAUGAUGAACCGUUUAAAUCCCCAUACAAAGUAAAGCAAGUAAUAGGGGAGCACCCAAAUAACGCAGAUGAGGAAAGUAAAGAACGAAAGGUGAAAAAAAAACAAGAAGCGAAAAUAAUAAACGAAAGGAAGAGCAGAUCUGCGAGAGUUCAUUUCAAAGUUGCUGUUUCGCGGGGGUUGUACAACUAUUAAAAGUCACAACAACAACAAAACAACAGACGUUGGAUGGUGUGGUGUUUUAUUGAAUGAAAAAAAAAAGCUAUUUACAUGCCUACUAUACCGUGUUAAUACGAAUUUUAUAAUGUACUUCUUAUGUAUACAAAAGCAGCUAAGCCACCAAGCUUGGCUGAGAGCCAGAAAGUAAUAGGAAGAUGGUAAACCAAAAAGGGCUACUCUUAUCUUUCUACGCCGUACAAUAACAUCACACAAGCUCAGCCAUUCGUGUGGAUAAAUGUGGAUAUACCAUCAGAGCAUUUAGAGAAUAUUUCCAACACUUAUUACACGAUCGAUCCAACACAUCAUUAGGAAUCGAUGCUCUAGUAAAGUGUGUCCAGUAGCAGCAGCAGCAGCAGCAGGGAUGCUUCAUUCGGGGGGAAGCAAAAUGGCAUGAAAAAUUUAUCUUAUUUUACUCAGAGUCAAAUAUUUAAUGCAGCGGCAGCGGCGCACGCACGCACCAUAUACCAGUAAUAGUCAAAACCAUCUCUUGCCUAAUAGUUUUCAUAUUUAGCGUUAUGGACAGCACCACUACUUAUAGCAGGAAGAUAUAUUGGGCGGAGAGGGAGGGAAGCGUAUUAUUAAUCUUACCCAAACCAAGGCAAGUCCCUCCUCUGUACCGGCAAAUCUGUGGGAAAUGUGGAAAAAAGAGAGAUAUAGAGGGGAGAGUAAGAGUGCGAGUAGUCAUAGCAUAAAUGAUGAGCAGAAGAAAGGUAGAUGAAAUUAAAAUGUGCCAUGCAGCAGCAGCAGAUGUUUGAGUAUUUGUUUUAUUUACCCCCUUUUCUGUGCGUACAUUAGUGCCGUGGUUAAUAAUAACCGUUCAGGGUAGCUAUUCAACGGUUUAACAGCUGCUUCUGAUACUGGUCCAAUGUGGUUGCGGGUAAUUUAGUUCAUGCCGAAAUGUAAUGAAAGCUCCUGCAGACAAUGCAGCUGCCAUUUCCAUUCAUUUCGAUAACACCCGACCCAGACCAUCCUUUUUCCGCGGAAAUAUGUCUCUUCUGACAUUCCGUUUUUAUUAACUCUGUUUCAAAGUGUAUGUACUGCUGCAGUCUCAGGGCCAGCAUUCGGUUUAGUGUGAGCUGCUUGCUAUACUCUACCCGACUGGGGGUAGCCCAUUGUUUUCCCAAUAUGUGAAACCACUUUACCACCACAAUUGGCACAGAUUGCGGAAGGCUGUAGGCAGCAUAGAACAAACCAUUUUCGAGAUAUUUAGAACACCCGGAGAAACAUUCUAACGAACGACAUGAUACCGCAUUCGCUUUAGGCAUAGGUUCAGUUAGUAUACUUACAUUACGGUUUUUGUAGCUAGCAAUAUUUGGACAGCCUUUCGAUUUCACGCUAAGUCUUAUUAGGCGCACGUUGAAAGUAUUUUAACACCCAUCCCCUCUCCCCCUUUCUAAUGUUUGGCGUUUGCCUCCCGUUGGUGUGUGAUGAUAAUAGAAAAGAGAGAAAAAAAUACAAAAAAGAAGAAAAAAAAAAACACAACAAAAUAGUUCGUGUGUGUGAUGAUGGAAAACCACCUCACCUGUGUACCACAUUUCGGAAACGGGCGUUCGACAACGCUGCUAAAAAUUUGCGACUGUGCGUGCGCAGUUGUAGUGAGGUGGGGAGAUACAUUUGAAAAAAGAUAGCGAUUUUUGAUUUUGUGAAAUUUUGUAUUUUAUUUUAUACUUUACCCAAACAACAAGUCAGGAUUGUGUUAAGUGAGGAAAAGUUAAACUUUACUAUAAUUUUACUAUUGAUGUAGUGCCUUUUGCACGGUUUAGUGUUAAUAUUUUGUUCGCUUUUACACACAAAAAAUGUACAUAAAUUUUAUAUAGAAAUAUAUUAUAUACAUACAAAUUAUACAAGCAGGAAUUUACAAAAGGAAUGAAUAAAGUUUUACAGUUUUAUUUACCUUCUCAUGUGGGUUUGUUCAUCGUUUUCGUUUUCGUUUUCGUUUUCUUUGUUGCGUCUUUCGGUUCUCUUUUGCCCAGUCCAGUGUGCUUCAGCUUUAUUAUGAUUUUUUCUUUGUGUUGCGGUUCCCUUACUGUGUUUUGUGAUUUCCGUUCCGUCACCGUUCCGAAGCGACGACGGCCAGCUCGUCAUAUCGGUAGCCCACACGUUAUUUAAGGUUUUGGAAAGAUAGGAAUUAUUUUUAUAGAAAAGAUAGUAAUAAAACAAAAAAUCGCCUCACA
Messenger RNA from Anopheles coluzzii, 15752 nucleotides. It is a transcript of the gene mei-P26, whose product is annotated as brain tumor protein. Gene Ontology annotation, cellular component: nucleoplasm; chromatin. Gene Ontology annotation, molecular function: protein binding; zinc ion binding; ubiquitin-protein transferase activity. NCBI's taxonomy places the organism in Eukaryota, Metazoa, Arthropoda, Insecta, Diptera, Culicidae. Gene Ontology annotation, biological process: positive regulation of DNA-templated transcription. The record is from RefSeq and is a predicted model, not a curated record. The transcript has 6 exons. Bases 1919 to 5197 code for a protein of 1092 amino acids.